Molecule: messenger RNA, 3316 nt
Organism: Physeter macrocephalus (sperm whale)
Lineage: Eukaryota; Metazoa; Chordata; Mammalia; Artiodactyla; Physeteridae
Gene: EZR
Product: ezrin
Biological process (GO): positive regulation of early endosome to late endosome transport; regulation of organelle assembly; positive regulation of protein localization to early endosome
Cellular component (GO): adherens junction; filopodium; apical part of cell
Molecular function (GO): cell adhesion molecule binding; actin binding
Source: RefSeq, a predicted model, not a curated record
CAAGAGCCUUCGGCGAUGGAGCGCCUUCUAAUGCUUGUGUCCUUCUCCGCCGAAUCCGAGCGCGGAGGCGGCCACGUGCGCGGAGACACAGCGGCCAGGUCCCAGGUUCUGAGAAGCCCGUCUCGGUCCCGGGGCAAGGACAACAAAAUGACCCGACCACGGGACAGCCCGACCCCAAACGGCCCAGCUCCUCCUCGGUGGCCGCCGGCCGGCUCCUCCAGGCUUAUUUACAUUUUCUUGCUCUUCCUCUGUCCACAGAACAAUCUCACACUUUACAUCUACCCUCAGGAGCUGAGUCGAACUCGGCGAAGUUCUUCUCCAAGGGCAAGUGGAAGGGCAGCGAAGCGGGAUAGAUCUUUACGAGCAUGGUAGGGGGAAGGAGCGGUGGGGAGGCGGAGGGCGGAGGGCGGAGACCCUCGGGUCUCCGCGGCCCUCGGGGGCGCCGGGCGGGCGGGGCCGGGGGAGGACGGGAGCGCCCCCAGGCGCGGCCGCCGGCAGCCAUUUUGCCCGCGAGCCGCACCUCGCAGGUCGAGCGGGCGAGCAAGCGAGCGAGCGGGCGGGGCGGUUAGGGGCGCCGCCCCGGGGCCCCGCCCCGCCGGCGACUCUCGGGAGCGCGGGCCUCGAGCGCACUACCGACGCACAGACAGCGGGGAGAGCAGCCGUCCUCUGCGGGAGCCGCGGGUCGGGAAAACCGUUUCAGCUGCUGUUGGAGAGUGUGUUUGCAGGAGACUGAGGAAGACCCAUCAGGAACCGAAAAUGCCGAAACCAAUCAACGUCCGAGUUACCACCAUGGACGCGGAGCUGGAGUUUGCCAUCCAGCCAAAUACAACAGGAAAACAGCUUUUCGAUCAGGUGGUUAAGACCAUCGGCCUUCGGGAAGUGUGGUACUUUGGCCUCCAGUAUGUGGAUAAUAAAGGAUUUCCUACCUGGUUGAAACUUGAUAAAAAGGUGUCCGCCCAGGAGGUCAGAAAGGAGAACCCUCUGCAGUUCAAGUUCCGGGCCAAGUUCUACCCCGAAGACGUGUCCGAGGAGCUCAUCCAGGACAUCACGCAGAAGCUUUUCUUCCUGCAAGUGAAGGAGGGGAUUCUCAGUGAUGAGAUUUACUGCCCGCCCGAGACGGCGGUGCUGCUGGGCUCCUACGCUGUGCAGGCCAAGUUCGGAGACUACAGCAAGGACCCGCACAAGUCCGGGUACCUCGGCUCUGAGCGGCUGAUCCCUCAAAGAGUCAUGGACCAGCACAAGCUCACCAGGGACCAGUGGGAGGACCGGAUCCAGGUGUGGCACGCCGAGCACCGCGGGAUGCUCAAAGACAGUGCUAUGUUGGAGUAUCUGAAGAUUGCCCAGGACCUGGAAAUGUAUGGGAUCAACUAUUUUGAGAUAAAAAAUAAGAAAGGAACAGACCUUUGGCUUGGAGUUGACGCCCUUGGACUAAAUAUUUAUGAGAAAGAUGAUAAGUUGACCCCAAAGAUUGGCUUCCCGUGGAGCGAAAUCAGGAACAUCUCUUUCAAUGACAAAAAGUUUGUCAUUAAGCCCAUCGACAAGAAGGCUCCUGACUUCGUGUUCUAUGCCCCCCGCCUGCGAAUUAACAAGCGGAUCCUGCAGCUGUGCAUGGGGAACCACGAGCUGUACAUGCGCCGCAGGAAGCCCGACACCAUCGAGGUGCAGCAGAUGAAGGCCCAGGCCCGGGAGGAGAGGCACCAGAAGCAGCUGGAGCGGCAGCAGUUGGAAACCGAGAAGAAAAGGAGAGAGACCGUGGAGAGAGAAAAAGAGCAGGUGACGCGUGAGAAGGAGGAGCUGAUGCUCAGGCUUCAGGACUACGAGGAGAAAACCAGGAAAGCGGAGAAAGAGCUCUCGGACCAGCUCCAGCGAGCACUAAAGCUGGAGGAGGAGAGGAAGCGGGCGCAGGAGCAGGCCGAGCGCCUGGAGGCCGAGCGCCUGGCCGCGCUGCACGCCAAGGACGAGCUGGAGAGGCAGGCGGCGGAUCAGAUCAAGAGCCAGGAGCAGCUGGCCACGGAACUCGCCGAGUACACCGCCAAGAUCGCCCUCCUGGAGGAGGCGCGGCGGCGCAAGGAGGACGAGGUGGAGGAGUGGCAGCUCCGGGCCAAAGAAGCCCAGGAUGAUCUGGUAAAGACCAAGGAGGAGCUGCACCUGGUGAUGACCACGCCCCCGCCGCCUCCGCCCCCCGUGUACGAGCCCGUUAACUACCAUGUCCAGGAGAACCCGCAGGAGGAGGGCACGGAGUACACGGGCUACAGCGCCGAGCUGUCCAGUGAGGGCAUCCUGGACGACCGCAACGAGGAGAAGCGCGUCACCGAGGCCGAGAAGAACGAGCGCGUGCAGCGGCAGCUGAGGACCCUGACCAGCGAGCUGUCCCAGGCCAGAGACGAGAACAAGCGGACCCACAACGACAUCAUCCACAACGAGAACGUGAGGCAAGGCCGGGACAAGUACAAGACGCUGCGUCAGAUCCGCCAGGGCAACACCAAGCAGCGCAUCGACGAGUUCGAGGCCAUGUAAAGCGCGCCGCCGCCCGGGCUCGGCGGAGCGGGGGCCGCUGGCCGCCUCGAACGCGUACUUGUAUGGAUCGUUCUCGAAACCUACAGCCCUCAUCGUCCUCCAGGCCCUUUAAAAAGAGAGUAGUUACUUCAGUGGGAAUGGUCUAGGGCUGGGAGUUUUAUUUUUCCCAACUGUAUCAUAGUGCCAAACAGGCCUGAUUUUUAUUUUUAUUAUUAUUGAAUCACUUCCUGUUUUAUGCUUGGAGCAGGACUGAAUCAAUUAAGAUGCCUGUAAUGUCUGAAUAACUAACUAUAACUCCGUGCUGGCAUGUGUGAUACGAGAUUCCAUAUACUUAAAACCACAUCGUGGCUUAUAUUCUGUGCCAUACUUUUUUCUAUUUGAAAUUAGCUGAAACUGAUUUCUUCUUGAUUUCUAUGAAGGAUGCAUCUCUGUAUAUUUGGUUUGUGAAGGGUGAAAUUUUUGAAAAGUCUGAGGCACUCUCACACACACACUUGCACACACGAUUUCCUUCCUCCAGGCCUUCAGUUCAGUUGAUGAAAUCCUGUGAUCACUGGAUCAUUCAGGAUAAACAAACAAUGCAGGAGACUGUAUUCUUGGAUUUUUUUUCUUUCUUUUUCUGCUGAACAGUUAGUUAGAGGGCUACGUUGUUGGACUUACCCACCUGAAUAAUGAUCAGCUGUAGAGUACGGUAUUUAUAUGUAAGUGAUGAUAUGGGUUUCUAACUAACAUUAGUUUAAAAAAGGGAAAGUUUCAUUCUGUAUAUUUUGUUACCUUUUACAGAAUAAUAAAAAUUACCUAU